AUGGAUGGUAUUCAAAUGGAACCGAUUGGAAAAUACAAACCGGACAGGAACGGCUCAGCGAAAGCAGCAGCCUGGAGGAACAUGGUAGACCAGGACCUCGACGAUGUGGCGUUUCUGGCAGACACAGACAAGGCCCGGGAGGCCCGGGAGUUGGGGGAGACACCGGUCGCUGUGUGCUCACAACGCAGGGCGCUAUGCCUAGCUGGUCUGGUCUUUUCAGCUAUGUUCGCAACAGCAUUACUCGUCGUCUACGCUACACCGCAGCCAGAAUGCCCGUGCUCCAGUGAAACUCUCUUGCUCUCUGGACAAACACCAACGGAGGUGGACGAAAACGCAACUGUCGCUAAUAAAGAACGUAUAGCGACAAACGGGAUGGUCUUCCCUUGGAGAGGUGCAAGAUUACCCACGUAUGUUAUACCGAAACACUACAGCUUAUGGCUUCACCCAAACUUGACAACCGGAGAAAUGAGAGGUGAGGUGUCUAUAGACUUCAAAGUAGAUCGAGACACCAUGUUCGUUGUCCUCAAUGUUAGGGACAUGAACGUGACAGAGAGGGCGCUUUUCAAGUCUGGGUCCAUUGGGCCCAAAAUUGUCAAGGCUUUGGACUUCCCACCAGCAGAACAGACAUACAUUGAAUUCAAGGAGAAACUUCGUCGCAAAUACAACUACACUUUGAGCCUUCGCUUCAUCACGAAAUUGGACAGAAGUGAUAAGUUACGGGGAUUUUUCUUAACUGGGACGCACAGGCAUCGAUGUGCUAUAUCCCGAUUAUGGCUGACGCAUGCGCGUUCAGUGUUCCCCUGCUUCGACGAGCCGUACCUUCGCGCGACUUUCAAACUGACCAUAGUGAGAGACAGGUUUCACGUAUCGCUGACAAAUAUGCCUAUCGUUGCUACAGAAGAGGCUGGCUUCUAUCUUGGACAUAGAUUGCUCCAAGACGAAUUCGCGACGACCCCAACAAUGCCACCGCACAUGAUAGCUCUGUCUGUGUGCCGUCUGCAACGGCGCUCCGCCCCACUUCUAGAGCCUUCGCCCAGUCUGCCCGAAGCCACAGAGAGCAGUGAUGAACCUGCCCCCGAAAUCAGUUUGUACAGCGAUAAACAAGUUAUACUGGAUGAAUCUGGUCCGCUUCUUGAAUGGGUUCAAAAAACGAUCCAACUGUAUUCAUACGAAUUGAAUACUUCGUACCCUCUGCCUAAAUUCGAUAUAGUGGUCGUCGAGAACAGCAGUCCAUACUCCGAAGGUUGGGGUCUCAUUACCCUUUCACCUGCCACCCUGACUGACACCAAGGUCAUCGCAAGGUUAUUGGCUCAACAGUGGUUUGGAGGCCUGGUGUCACCGAGAUGGUGGAGUUCCCAAUGGCUGAUGGAAGCCUUGACUUCGGUGCUCGGUGAGAAGGCACCGUCUCUAGGGACAGUCGCUGAAAGACAGGAGGACGCGCUACUUUUGGAUCAUGUGUUGCCGGCCCUUACAUUAGACUCGAGUAUUUCGGUGCGAGCUGUGGCCUCACCGAGAUUCGAACGCGCUGACAUCGAAGCUACAACCGAUGAACUAUCGUUACAUAAGGGUGCUGCUAUAGUCAGUAUGGCGAUUGAGGCCGCUGGCGUUUCGGCGGGCCGCGCGGCUCUCGCGCGUUUACUGCGCGAUCAUCGAACGGCAAGCGCUGAUGCGCGUGAUCUAUGGCGCGCGUUACAACAAGAAGGCGGCGGAGAAGCCCCGGAGAACGCGUGGGACGGCUGGUGCGAGAGAGCCGGAUAUCCGCUUGUCAGCGCUUCGAACGCCGGGCACGACGUCAUUAUACGCCAGGAGAGGUUUGUGAUGUCUGCGGAGCCUCCAGAACACGAACCGCCAUUCCGGAACCACCUUCUCACAUUCCACCUCAGAGCUGAACUCGAGGAGCUGUUCUUCGAACCUGAAAACUUUACUGAAAUAAUGGAAGACGACGUCAACAUGACAACCACGACAUCUACGACAACGCCCCGCCCCACUACUGUCAAAACGACGAAAGCACCCCCACAACCCAAGUGGGUGAUCCCGCUGACAUUCAGCGUAGGUCCUCUUUUGGAAGAAGAGGUGGAUAACAUAACAAAACUGUGGAAGAAUAGUACUGAGAACAUGCAAAAUGGGACUUGGUAUGACUUAGGAAACGAGACAAAAGUAAUAACUUCGAAAUGGAUGGAAAAUGUGACUCAUCUGGUCUGGAUGAACGAUACUGAAAUGGUGAUACCUGAUCUCGGUAAACACAAAUGGGUGAGGUACAACGUGGGUGCCAGAGGUCUGUACCGCGUUGCUCCUCAAGACCAACCUGGCGAGUCUGCAGAAUCGGCAGCGAACCGCGCUGCUAUUUUAUUCGACACGGGAGCGGCGUCAGAACGUGCGCUCCUUCUGGACGAUGCCUUCGUACUGAGCCGAGCGGGUCGCCUCCCAGCGAGUCGUGCUAUAGCUGCUGCAGCUCGCUUGCGUGUUGAGCAGCAUUGGGCAGUGUGGCAAGUUGUUGUCAAACAGCUGUCCCAUUGGAGGGAAUUGCUGCAAGUCUCGGCGUCAGCGCCCUAUUUGCACGAAAUGCUCAGCUCUUUGACGCCAGACAUCACUCUGUAUAGCGCAAGGGAAAUUGAGCAGGGGCAUUUGAAUGAGGAUCAACUAUGGUUGAGUGGUGCGUUGCUGAUGGCUGGCGUGGAGUGGGGGAAUGAGAAUGUCACAAACCAAGCUCUACAACUUUUCGACGCUUGGCUUUACGAAAACGAGACAAUACCAGAGAUAUACCAAGAGGCCGCAUUUACCGCUGGAGUGCGUAAGCUCGGCGAGCAUGCUUGGCGCGCAUGCUGGAAGGCUUUGGUGACGUCGUACGCAGCUCCACGGCCUAUGUAUUCACAUCGAGCUCUGCUAGCUGCUUUGGUGUCGCCUACGGAUGAUUGGCUUUUAUAUAGAUUUGCGUACACGGUGAUGUCGACUGAGGCGCAACGCGGCAGAGAUUGGAAUAAUUGGGUGACGUCACUCUGCGCUGGACUCUGUCGAUGGCGCGGUGCGUCCGGCGUGUGGCGUGUUCUCAAUAACACAGCCUUACCUCCAUCUGCCUUGCAAGCAGCCGCGAGGUGCUUGUAUCAACCUGCUGAUUAUUAUAGGUUUCAAGACCUUUUCGGCGGGCAGCGUGGCGCCGACGUCGCUUUGGACACGAUUUCUCUGAAUUCAGCAUUCGUCGCACGCGCAGACGGCGAUCUACUAAGAUACUUUCAAGCUAUAAGGAAAGCUUAG
Leptosia nina is the source of this 3252-nucleotide messenger RNA. The record is from the annotation of a GenBank genome assembly. Lineage: Eukaryota; Metazoa; Arthropoda; Insecta; Lepidoptera; Pieridae.